CCCAAAUUAUCAAAUCCAAUUUCUCGCUUUGGUUUACGAUCAACCAAAAACAGCUAUGGCUUUGCACUCCGUAAGUCUUUCUUCUUCUUCGUAGUCUUCUUUUUCAUUCGUUGAUUUUUGUUACAAAUUUCAAAUAUUUUUUGUGGACACUUGCAGUACGCCUACUUCUCUAUCAAUGGUCAUUCCACCAGAACUCGCUGGUGCCAUACCCUUAAUCGAUAAAUUUCAGGUCACAACUAACAUAAAUUUACCAAAUUUACUUUGAUUCUUUCAACUGUAUGCAAUGCAUUAGGAUUAGUAGUUCCUUUAUCACUGGAAUUUGGGUAAUCUUUGUCUAAUGCCUCCUGUAAUUUUCUGCCAUUUGAUUUUGUAGAGCGUCCUGGAUGGUUAUAAUGGGAUCGUGAUGGCUUAUGGCCAAACAGGUACAGGAAAAACAUUCACAAUCGUGGUAUUAUGGUUCGUUCAAUGGAGGAUAUUCUAGCAAGUAUUUCUCCAGAUACUGAUUCAAUCUUCGUCUUUUAUUUGCAGGUUAUAUGGUCUUAAUCACACAGUUAAAUAUAUUAUAUAAUCAAAGUUUUACUCAGUUAUUUCAUUUCACACUCAAUUGUUUUAGCUAUUCAUGUUUUAACAUCUUGUUAUUUACAAAUAAAAUAAAAUAAAAUAAAAUGUGUAGCUUUAUAUGGAGACCAUUCAAGACCUUCUUGAUCCAUCAAAUGAUAACAUCCCCUUUGUGGAAGAUCCAAGAACUGGUGAUGUUUCAGUACCUGGUGCGACUCUUGUAGAAAUCAGGGAUCAACAAACUAAACUGGAGUUGCUGAAAGUGGGAGAAACUCAUAGGAUUGCAGCUAACACGAAGUUGAAUACUGAAUCUUCUCGUAGUCAUGCUAUUCUGAUGGUGCAUGUCAAAAGGUCUGUCAUGGGAAGGGAAGAUAAUCAUUCAAUUGACAAUGGGGAACUCUCUUGCCUAAGCAAAUCAUUUAAGCCACUUCUUCAGAAAAGCAAACUUGUCGUGGUAGAUUUGGCUGGUUCUGAGCGUAUUCACAAGUCAGGUAGUGAGGGACAUAUGUUAGAGGAAGCUAAGUCGAUCAAUCUAUCUAUUUCUCUGUGAAUUGUAGUCUCAUUUUCAUAUCAUCAUCCCCACAAAAGGGAAAAAAAAAUAGAAUGCCUUGAUAGUUGAUUCUGAUCUUUUGAUAUUAAUAUUAUUAGGUUAGAUUAGAUUAAAUUUAAUUGUUGGGAUUUGAGUGCAUAAUCAUGACAAGUGCAUAUAUUGUUAUUAGUAUGUUUUCUUUUGAUAAUUAUUUGAUAUAUUAUAUUUUAGAGAAAAAGAAAAUACUAUUUUUGGG
Messenger RNA from Cannabis sativa, 1343 nucleotides. Its product is annotated as kinesin-like protein KIN-UB. The coding region runs from base 680 to 1108 and encodes 142 amino acids. NCBI's taxonomy places the organism in Eukaryota, Viridiplantae, Streptophyta, Magnoliopsida, Rosales, Cannabaceae. The transcript has 3 exons. The record is from RefSeq and is a predicted model, not a curated record. Gene Ontology annotation, molecular function: ATP binding; microtubule motor activity; microtubule binding. Gene Ontology annotation, biological process: microtubule-based movement.